CCCGUGGCGUACGCUGCCCCCGUGGCUUACGCUGCCCCCGUGGCGUACUCUGCCCCCGUGGCGUAUGCCAGCCACGCCGCUGUGGCUGUGAAGGCUGCCCCGGCUGUGGCUGUCGCUGCCCCCGCCGUCACCUACACCGCCGCCGCGCCCGCCAUCGUCCGUCAGGAGGUCGAGAUCCCCGUCACCAAGACGGUCCACUACGCUGACCAGCAGGUCGUCACUGGACACACCACGAGCAUCCACAAGCCGGCCAUUGCUGCCCCGGUCAUCGCUGCCCCCAGGACCCUGGUUGGCAAGACCGUCACCAACCCGGCCACCGUCAGCGUGCAGAAGUACGCCGCUGAGGUCAAGACCAUCAACCACGUGCCCCAGCCGUACGAUGUGCCUUACGAUGUGCCGGAGCCGUACGCUGUGCCCACCCCCGUGCACACGGCCCCCGUGGAGGUGAGGAGGCGCGUCUACGCCCCGGCCGUCCAGGCCGCCCCUGUGGCCUACGCUGCCCACGGCUACGCUGCCCCGGCUGCUGUUGCUGUCAAGGCUGCCCCCGCCGCCGUUGCCGUUCAGGCUGCCCCUGUAGCCUACGCUGCCCCGGCUGCUGUUGCUGUCAAGGCUGCCCCCGCUGCCGUUGCCGUUGAGGCUGCCCCUGUGGCCUACGCUGUCCCGGCUCCUGUUGCAAUCAAGGCUGCCCCCGCCGUUGUCGAGCUCAAAUCCGAUUACCUGCCCCCUGCCCAGGACUGAUCAUUGAACACUUAUCUACGUCACACAUUCAGUGCCGCCAUGCAGCACAUUGGUAGGAAGGUUUGAAGUUGCUCUGCUCAUGCGGCGUGCGGCUUGUGUUAUUGGUGUGAGGGCGGCGUCAGCGUGUGGUGCCCAGACAUGUUGUGAUCAUCUUCCUCAAUAUACUUUCAUUUCCAAUCG
Messenger RNA from Pollicipes pollicipes, 918 nucleotides. Its product is annotated as cuticle protein 21-like. Lineage: Eukaryota; Metazoa; Arthropoda; Thecostraca; Pollicipedomorpha; Pollicipedidae. The transcript has a single exon. The annotation marks the transcript as partial. The record is from RefSeq and is a predicted model, not a curated record.